Messenger RNA from Ricinus communis (castor bean), 6160 nucleotides. RefSeq names its product THO complex subunit 2. The transcript is spliced from 32 exons. The record is from RefSeq and is a predicted model, not a curated record. Gene Ontology annotation, cellular component: THO complex part of transcription export complex. Lineage: Eukaryota; Viridiplantae; Streptophyta; Magnoliopsida; Malpighiales; Euphorbiaceae. Gene Ontology annotation, molecular function: mRNA binding. The coding region runs from base 254 to 5857 and encodes 1867 amino acids. Gene Ontology annotation, biological process: mRNA processing; mRNA export from nucleus.
UUCUCUUCCAAAAAAGAAAGAAAAAAGUAUUAGGGUGGUAUUGUACACGCGCAGCGACCGGAACCAAAACUUCCAGUAUGAGUGAAGAAACGCCAUUAUCCUUCGCCCCGCCUGCAAACCCUAAUUAAUCUCCAUCAUUUCUCCAUUACUAUCGUCCAUGAAAUUCCCUCCUCUCAUCAUUAAGUACUCACAUUUCAUCAGCGUCUAGGGUUUUCAAAUCCCCAAAUUUAAUUUUUUUCCUAAGAAACAAAUAAUGUCUCUCCCUCCUAUAGAUUGUAUAUACGUCAGAGAAGAUUAUAUUCGCGAAUGGAAAAGCGGUAGCUCUAGCUUUCGCGUCCCUGACCCCGUCCCUAUGCUUCGAUUCCUUUACGAGCUCUGCUGGACCAUGGUUCGAGGAGAACUGCCGUAUCUGAAGUGUAAAGCGGCUUUAGAGUCUGUAGAAUAUACAGAGAGUGUGUCUGCUAGAGUGUUGGCUUCCACUUUUGCUGAUAUUGUUACGCAGAUGGCUCAGGAUCUUACAAUGCCUGGAGAAUACCGAGCUCGGCUCAUAAAGUUGGCAAAGUGGCUGGUGGAAUCUUCACUUGUCCCAUUGAGGUUUUUUCAAGAGCGUUGCGAGGAGGAAUUUCUCUGGGAGGCUGAGAUGAUAAAGAUAAAAGCGCAGGAUUUAAAGGGGAAAGAGGUCAGAGUAAACACUCGUCUACUUUAUCAGCAAACAAAAUUUAAUCUUGUCAGAGAAGAAAGUGAGGGCUAUGCCAAACUGGUUACCCUUCUAUGUCAAGGCUAUGACAAUGUAAAUUCAAAUGCAUCAGCAGCAACAAUAGGCAUCAUUAAGUCAUUAAUUGGGCAUUUUGAUUUAGAUCCAAACCGUGUUUUUGAUAUUGUUUUGGAGUGUUUUGAACUUCAGCCUGACAACAACAUUUUUUUGGACCUGAUCCCUAUCUUUCCCAAGUCUCAUGCCUCACAAAUUCUUGGUUUCAAGUUCCAAUAUUAUCAGAGAUUGGAAGUAAAUAGUCCUGUACCGUUUGGGCUCUAUAAGCUUACUGCUUUGCUGGUGAAGGAAGAGUUCAUUGACCUUGAUAGCAUCUAUUCUCAUCUACUUCCUAGGGAUGAUGAGGCCUUUGAGCAUUAUGUUGCUUUUUCUUCCAAGCGCUUGGAUGAGGCAAACAAAAUCGGAAAAAUAAAUCUGGCUGCUACUGGGAAGGACCUCAUGGAGGAUGAGAAACAAGGAGAUGUUACAGUAGAUCUUUUUGCCGCUUUGGAUAUGGAAACUGAUGCUGUAGCUGAAAGGUUAUCAGAGCUUGAAAACAGUCAGACUCUGGGCCUGCUUACUGGUUUUCUUUCUGUGGAUGACUGGUUUCAUGCUCACAUAUUGUUUGAUCGUCUCUCUCUGCUAAACCCCGUGGGACAUGUGCAAAUAUGUAAAGGGUUAUUUAGGCUCAUUGAGAAGUCAAUCUCAGCAGCUUAUGAUAUCAUUCAUCAGACUCACGUCCAAAAUUUGGAGUCUUCUUCAGGAGUUGGCUGUAGUUCUAUGGACACCAGCAUUGCACUUGCCCAUAGGUCCGUCAUUGAUCUACCCAAGGAGCUUUUUCAGAUGCUAACGACUGUUGGACCUUAUCUCUAUCGUGAUACAAUAUUGCUGCAGAAGGUUUGUAGGGUAUUGAGGGGUUACUACUUGUUUGCACUCGAGCUUAUUGGUGGCAUUGAUGGAGGUACAAGUAAGGAAUCUGUUUCUAUGGGAAAUCCUCGUGUUCACCUGAGAGAAGCUAAGUCAAGGGUAGAGGAAGCAUUGGGGACAUGUCUACUUCCUUCUCUGCAGUUAAUACCUGCAAACCCAGCAGUUGGGCAGGAGAUAUGGGAAGUGAUGAGUCUCCUUCCAUAUGAGGUGCGGUAUCGUUUAUAUGGUGAAUGGGAGAAAGAUGAUGAACAGAAUCCAAUGGUUUUGGCUGCAAGGCAAACAGCAAAACUGGACACCAGAAGGAUACUGAAGAGGCUUGCAAAGGAAAAUUUGAAGCAGCUGGGACGGAUGGUUGCAAAACUUGCUCAUGCAAAUCCAAUGACUGUACUUCGAACUAUUGUUCACCAGAUUGAGGCAUAUAGGGAUAUGAUUGCCCCCGUUGUAGAUGCUUUCAAGUAUUUGACACAGCUUGAGUAUGACAUCUUGGAAUAUGUUGUGAUUGAGCGCCUGGCUCAAGGAGGUCGUGAUAAGCUGAAGGAUGAUGGGCUUAAUUUGUCAGAUUGGCUUCAAUCAUUGGCUUCAUUUUGGGGUCACCUGUGCAAGAAGUAUCCAUCUAUGGAACUGAGAGGCCUUUUUCAGUAUCUUGUCAACCAGCUUAAAAAGGGUCAGGGAAUUGAGCUUGUACUUCUACAGGAGCUUGUUCAUCAAAUGGCUAAUGUUCAGUACACGGAGAACCUUACAGAGGAACAAUUAGAUGCGAUGGCAGGGAGUGAGACACUCCGUUAUCAGGCUACUUCUUUUGGAGUUACACGAAAUAACAAGGCUUUAAUCAAAUCUACUAACAGGCUAAGGGACUCCUUGCUUCCUAAGGAUGAACCGAGGCUGGCGAUUCCUCUUUUGUUACUUAUUGCUCAACACCGUUCUGUGGUUGUCAUUAGUGCAGGGGCACCUUACAUUAAAAUGGUUAGUGAGCAGUUCGAUAGAUGCCAUGGAACUCUUCUUCAAUAUGUAGAAUUCCUUUGCAGUGCAGUUACACCAGCCACUGGUUAUGCGAAGCUGAUUCCAUCUCUCGAUGAUCUUGUUCACCUUUACCACCUUGAUCCAGAGGUUGCUUUUUUAAUUUACCGCCCUGUGAUGAGGCUCUUCAAGUGUGUGGGAAAUUCUGAUGUUUUCUGGCCCCUGGAUGACAAUGAUGCUGUGAGCACUGUAGAUUCUGAACAAACAGAAAGUUCUGGCAAUGUGAUUCUGGAUCUUGGCUCUUCUCAGAAGCCUAUAAUGUGGUCAGAUCUUCUUGAGACUGUGAAGACAAUGUUGCCAUCAAAAGCCUGGAAUAGCCUGUCACCUGAUCUCUAUGCAACAUUUUGGGGCCUCACGUUGUAUGAUCUGUAUGUUCCUAGAGAUCGUUAUGAGUCUGAAAUUGCGAAGCAGCAUGCAGCUCUUAAAGCAUUGGAAGAGCUUUCUGAUAAUUCAAGUUCUGCAAUCAGCAAAAGGAAGAAAGACAAGGAAAGGAUCCAAGAAUCUUUAGAUCGUUUGACUAGUGAACUCCAUAAGCAUGAAGAAAAUGUUGCUUCAGUUCGCAGACGACUUUCUCGUGAAAAGGAUAAAUGGUUGAGUUCCUGCCCCGAUACUCUGAAAAUCAACAUGGAGUUUCUUCAGCGCUGUAUUUUCCCACGUUGUACUUUCAGUAUGCCGGAUGCUGUUUAUUGUGCUAUGUUUGUGCAUACUCUGCAUUCGCUGGGGACCCCAUUUUUCAACACAGUAAACCACAUUGAUGUUCUGAUAUGCAAAACUUUGCAGCCUAUGAUUUGCUGUUGCACUGAAUAUGAAGCAGGUAGACUUGGGAAAUUUUUGCACGAGACAUUAAAGAUUGCUUACUACUGGAAGAGUGAUGAAUCAAUUUAUGAACGUGAGUGUGGGAACAUGCCAGGCUUUGCUGUGUAUUAUAGAUUUCCAAACAGCCAACGCGUUACAUAUGGCCAGUUCAUUAAGGUACACUGGAAAUGGAGUCAAAGAAUCUCACGGUUGCUGAUUCAGUGCUUGGAAUCAACUGAAUACAUGGAAAUUCGGAAUGCACUUAUUUUGUUGACAAAGAUUUCUGGUGUUUUUCCAGUUACUAAAAGGAGUGGGAUUAACCUUGAAAAGAGGGUAGCCAGAAUUAAAAGUGAUGAAAGAGAGGAUCUUAAGGUGUUGGCAACUAGUGUUGCUUCAGCUUUGGCUGCUAGAAAGCCUUCUUGGGUCACAGAUGAAGAAUUUGGUAUGGGAUAUCUUGACAUAAGGCCUCCAGCUGCUUCAAAGUCUGUGUCUGGUAAUAUAUCUGUUGGCCAGAAUAGUUCUGGCCUUAAUGCCUCUCAGGGCGAAUCAGCUGGCGGACGAGCUGUUAGCACUACAACUCAACAUGGAGAUGUUGGGAAUUCGGCCAAAGAACAUAUUUCUAGAGCAAAACCUGCAGAUAAACAAGAAAGUGUGUCAUAUGUGAAAUCUGAUUCAGUAAACCAAAAAGUAAAAGGUGGAUCACUGGUGAUUCAGUCAGACCUUCAGUCAUCUGCUGCUUUAGUUACUGGACAAGCUGGAGCAUCAAGAUCAGCAGAGAAUCAAAAGCAAAUGAGUGAAUCGCCAAUUAUAAUACCAGAUGCCCCAAAAAACUCUGCAGAGUCUGAGUCAAAAGCUUCAGGCAAACGGGCAAUGCCUGCUGGAUCAGUCAAAACGCCAAGACAAGAUGUUGCAAAAGAUGACUUAAAAUCAGGAAAAACAGUGGGCAGAGUUCCUGUUGCAUCCUCCAGUGACAAAGAUAUGCCUUCCCAUUUAUCAGAAAGCAGGCUGGGAAAUGGUACCAAUGUUUCUUCCACAGGCACUUCCAAUGGUAAUGCCUUUCCAGCAUCAACUAAAGGCUUCAAUUCAUCUACACGAACCUCUGAUGGUCAUGGUAGUGAACUAAAGGCAGAUGGAGCAGCCAAAUCAGUGGUAAAAGAUGAUGCAACUGAAGUUGGUGAUGUCCAGAAGCCCCCUUCUCGAGUUGUUCAUUCUCCAAGGCACGAUGGUUCCUUCGCAUCAUCAUCAAAGUCUAGUGAUAAGUUACAAAAGAGAGCAAGCCCUGGGGAUGAUCCCGACAGAUUAAGCAAACGCCGAAAAGGUGAUACUGAAUUGAGAGAUUUAGAUGGUGAUAUUCGAUUCUCUGAUAGAGAGAGGCCUAUGGAUUCUCGGUUAGUUGAUCUUGACAAAAUUGGAAGUGAUGAACGUGUACAUAGGAGCAUGGAUAAACCUUUAGAUAGGUCAAAAGAUAAAGGUAUGGAGAGAUAUGACAGGGACCAUAGAGAAAGAUCAGAGCGACCUGAUAAAUCUCGUGGAGAUGAUAUUUUAGUUGAAAGACCAAGGGAUAGGUCAAUGGAGCGAUAUGGAAGAGAGCGCUCAGUUGAGAGAGGGCAAGAGAGAGGAGGUGCUGAUAGGAGUUUCGACAGAUUCUCUGACAAAACAAAAGAUGAAAGAAACAAGGAUAAAGUACGCUAUGGUGAUACAUCUGUAGAAAAAUUGCACGAUGAUCGAUUUUAUGGGCAAAACUUGCCUCCACCACCACCCUUGCCUCCUCAUGUGGUUCCCCAGUCUGUUACUGCUAGUAGAAGAGAUGAAGAUGCUGAUAGAAGGAUUGGAUCUGCCCGGCAUUCUCUAAGGCUAUCUCCAAGGCACGAUGAGAAAGAAAGAAGACGCUCAGAAGAAAAUUCUUUGGUUUCACAAGAUGAUGUAAAACGCGGAAGAGAUGAUAAUUUUCGUGAUAGGAAGCGAGAUGAACGAGAGGGAUUGGCAAUGAAGGUGGAGGACAGGGAGAGGGACAGAGAGAGAGAAAAAGUCCCUUUGAAAGAUGACAUAGAUGUUGGUGCAGCCUCUAAAAGACGGAAACUUAAAAGAGAGCAUAUGCCAUCAGGGGAAGCGGGCGAGUAUUCUCCAGUUGCUCCACCACCUCCACCUCUAGCUAUCAGCAUGUCACAAUCGUACGACGGAAGAGAAAGGGGAGAUAGAGGAGCCUUGAUUCAGCGUGCAGGUUACUUGGAGGAACCUCCAAUGCGAAUUCAUGGUAAAGAAGUAGCUGGCAAGAUGACUCGUCGUGAUGCUGAUCCGAUGUAUGACCGAGAAUGGGAUGAUGAUAAGAGGCAAAGAGGAGCAGAACAGAAGCGGAGGCACAGGAAAUAGUGUCAUGGACGGCGGAUGAUGAUCAACAGCUGAGACUUAGUGCGAUGGACAAUGGAGUGAGACUUGCUGAUUAAUUAAAUUCAUCAAAACGGGAACUUGAAUUCUCAUUGAUAUUUCUCUUUCCUGCUGACUUGUAAGAGACUAGCUCUUUAUAUUUCUUCUUUUUAGGUUUUUACUAGAAUCUUUGAUGAAAUGGAAAAUGAGAUUGACAUCCAUUUUGUAUAAUUGUGAGUACUGUAUCAUAUUUAUUAGAUAUUUUUUCCCUUUCAAGUCGAAAUGAAAAAUGUAAAUACAAAUUUUGUA